Messenger RNA from Macroventuria anomochaeta, 1275 nucleotides. Its product is annotated as acetyl-CoA synthetase-like protein. The coding region runs from base 1 to 1275 and encodes 424 amino acids. Gene Ontology annotation, molecular function: CoA-ligase activity. The record is from RefSeq and is a predicted model, not a curated record. The transcript has 4 exons. Gene Ontology annotation, biological process: secondary metabolic process. NCBI's taxonomy places the organism in Eukaryota, Fungi, Ascomycota, Dothideomycetes, Pleosporales, Didymellaceae.
AUGCCGUUCCUGGCUGAAGAGCACAUCGACAUUCCCAUGACUGACUUACUCUCAUGGAUGUUCGAUGAGCAGAAGUACGAUGCAGACAAACCUAUCUAUGUCGAUGCAGCAGAACCUACACGAUCGUUCUCAUCAAACCAGGCAAGAUGUGUAAUACGGAAGUUAUGUGACGGUUUCAAGUCAAUCGGACUGAAGGAGGGCGAUUGUGUUUGCAUGCUCUCCUUUAAUGAUAUAUACUACUCCAUGGCCUUCCUAGGCAUCCUAUCCUUUGGUGGUAUCUUUGCCGGUGUCAACCCAUCCCAUACACCUUACGAGCUUACGCAUGCCUUCCGUACCGCCGAGAUUAAAGCGCUCAUUGUCGAACCUGAGCUUCUUCCAAAUGCCCUGAAAGCAGCUGCACAGGCUGGUAUUCCUCAAACUCACAUCUUCGUCUACGAUCACCACACACCAGUCAGUCAACCCUGGAACAAAAGUGACGUCCGGGACAAAGAGCUGGGUCGCAGAAACCACUGGAGCGGCCUCAAAAGCUGGAGAUACCCCAUGAGCCAUGGACAAACCGACUGGGUCAGGUGGGACAACCAACUCCAGAGUAAAUCAACAACAGCAGCCCGCCUCUUCUCCAGCGGGACAACCGGGCUUCCAAAGGCUGUCGAAAUGACGCACCACAACUUCAUCGCCCAGCACACCAUGGUCCUCGAGCACAACCCGCGAGACUACGAAAUCAUCCGCCUCCUAUGUACACCUAUGUUCCACGUCUCCAAUGUCCCGCGCGCACACACCUCACCUCUCCGUAGUGGCCUUCGGACCCAUAUAAUGUGGCGCUUCGAAUUGCAAUCCUGGCUGCAAAAUAUUGAGCGUUUCGGCAUUACGGAAGCAAACAUGGUCCCGCCAAUGGAACUCAUCAAAGUCCGAGGCUUCCAAGUCGCGCCCGCAGAACUCGAAGGCGUCCUCCUCUCUCACCCCAAGAUCAGCGACGCAGCCGUAAUCGGCGUAUCGGCAGGCGGUGCGAGCAGAGCGAGCGAAACGAGCGCGAGCUUAAUUGCAAUGGCGGGUGAAGAAGGAAGUGAGAUGCCACGAGCCUACAUCGUGCUCAAGCAAGGCAGCCAACUGGGCGAGAAAGAUGUACAGGCAUAUAUGAAGGAGAAGUUGGCAGGUUACAAGCAGUUGGUCGGCGGCGUGCGGUUCAUUGAUUCGAUACCGCAGAACGCUUCAGGCAAGAUACUGAAGAAAGACUUGAGGGACAUUGCUAGGAAGGAGAUAAGUGCCCGAUUAUAG